UUUCGUACCGUACGACCGCCGAAAACCCUAGGCCACUCACAAUUCGCGAAAAUUUUCCUCUUCAGACAUUCGUUGAAAGUUUUUUUUCCUCUAUUUCUCCGAAUGAAUGAUUGUAUUUAGGGUUCCUUCUUCGUCGAUUGUUGCUCCAGCCUUAUGAAUCGGAGUUUUCCCUCUCAAAUUGGAUUGUCAUGUCUAAAAGGGUUCUUUGUAAGUUCUUUGCACAAGGAGCAUGUCUGAAGGGGGAGCAUUGUGAGUAUUCACAUGAUUGGAAGGACCCUCCAAAUAAUGUUUGCACCUUCUAUCAGAGAGGGCUGUGUGCUUAUGGUAGCCGAUGCCGAUAUCAACACACUAAGGCUUCUCAAUCUCAAUCUUCUGGUUCAUCUUCGUCCACAAGUUCACAGAAAUUUCCUGUUUCAGAUUCUCGGUCUCGUCCUCAUUCUUCCAGCACCUCAUUAAAUGGGGUUGCUUUAGUUUCAGGGGUGUUUUCCGAGCUCUCUGCUGCAAGCAGGCCUUUUGUUGUUCCCAAACAACCUGCUUGGAAUCAAGGGCUUGAGCAAUCUGAUGCUCUACAUAGUGGUAAUGUUGGUGAGAGCAGUCUUAGUCCGGCGGAUCUUCCUAUCUGUUCAUUUGCUGCUGCUGGUGAUUGUCCACGUGGGGAAAAAUGUCCACAUAUUCAUGGGAACCUUUGCCCUACAUGUGGAAAACAUUGCUUGCAUCCUUAUAGGCUUGAUGAAAAAGAGGAACAUCUGAGGACAUGUGAAAAAAAGCAUAAGAAUCUAGAGGCAUUGAAACAUAGUCAAGAAAUUGAAUGCAGUGUCUGUUUGGAACGUGUUCUCUCAAAGCCGACAGCAGCUGAGCGGAAGUUUGGGUUGAUGUCGGAAUGUGAUCAUCCAUUCUGUAUAUCUUGCAUCAGGAAUUGGCGUAGUAGUUCACCAACUUCUGGCUUGGAUGUCAACAGUGCAUUGAGGGCCUGUCCAAUAUGUCGCAAGCUUUCAUACUUUGUUGUUCCAAGUGUCAUUUGGUACACUUCUAAAGAAGAGAAACAAGAAAUUGUUGACAGUUACAAGGCAAAGCUCAAGUCAAUUGAUUGCAAGCACUUCGACUUUGGCAAUGGAAACUGCCCAUUUGGUACUAGUUGCUUUUACAGGCAUGCAUACCGCGAUGGCAGUUUGGAGGAAGUUGAUCUGCGUCAUCUCGGGAACGAAGAAGGUCUAACUGUGAUAGCUAAACACGUUAGGCUAUCAGACUUCCUAAGUGACAUGCAUAUAAGGUGAUACCCCCCUAUAUUCUUUGUCAAUCAAUAUGUGCAGGGUGUUUACUCAUAUGAACAAGAAGAAUAAGAGAUUGUGUGAUAUGGUGUUGUAUGUUAUCUUUUGCUGGUGGUAUGCUCACCUUGUUUUUUGGGGGUAUGGUGAUUCUACGAUAGGGUAUGAUUUUUAUACCGUACUAUUAGGAUACAAUUCGGACCAUUCAUCAAAGAUUGUACGCUGAUUCUUGUCAUCGUACAACUUCUGGAUGAAUGGUUAUUAUCGUGUCUUAUCAUCGUAAAUCAUACCCUAAUCGUAGAUUGUACGAGUAACUUCUUCUCCAAGAUAGAGAAAGAGAGAGUUGUAAUUUAAUGUAUUUUCCUUCCAAUUUUUGUGUUGUUUUGUAGGCUCAACACUUAUACACGAUGAUGGCAGAGGUUGGUUGGUUGGUUGGUGAUGCUUGUUGUUAUGAAGUUGAAAUAAUAGUACUAAACAAAGAACAAAAUCAUUGCAAGUAAACAUUAUUGAAAAAGAAAAAGAGAGAUAUACACGUGAGGAUUUUUGACAAAGUUUGCUCCUUUUUUUCUCUUUUUCUUAGAUUGUAUACAUAUAAUCAUACAUAUAUGUCUCUCAAAUUUCAAUGGCUAAUUCUUGUGAGUCAAGAUUGAAUUUUGAAUAAAGGGGCAUGAUGAUAUGAAUAUGAUAUAUAUGAUAGAGGUGUUGUAUUUGUAGUAAUUAAGUACCUUCCUUUGUGGAUGAGUUUGAGCCUCCAAGUGUAUAUAUAUCUUGAUAUUAUAUGACAUGGCUAUGGCUAUGGCUACUUCUACUGGUCUUACUCCAAAUUUUUAAUAAGAGAGAGACUUGGUUUUCUAAUA
Molecule: messenger RNA, 2122 nt
Organism: Cannabis sativa
Lineage: Eukaryota; Viridiplantae; Streptophyta; Magnoliopsida; Rosales; Cannabaceae
Product: putative RING-type E3 ubiquitin transferase C3H69
Exons: 7
Coding region: 189-1274 (361 amino acids)
Biological process (GO): protein polyubiquitination
Molecular function (GO): ubiquitin protein ligase activity; metal ion binding
Source: RefSeq, a predicted model, not a curated record